UCUAACGACUCUGCCAACUCGUCCCACUUUCGCUGUAGAUAAUAACAUUGCAUACACAACAGCAGUCAGUCAGAUCUGCGACUCGAGUGUGCUUCAUUUGUGUCCGUGUCGUGUACCAAAACCCCGACAGAACAUACCCCACCAAGGAAAGCAUGGCUGGUAUCUGCAAACGUAUUAUUAACACAGUUAAUGCCCCCAAAGCAAUCGGUGCUUACAGCCAAGCUGUAGUGGUUGAUAAAACUAUGUAUAUCUCGGGACAGCUUGGUCUUAAUCCUACAACCAUGGAGUUUCCUUCCAACAAUGCUGCUGAACAAGCUGACCAGGCUCUCAAAAAUAUGUCUGCAAUUCUCAAAGAGGCUGGGGCUUCUCUAAGCAAUGUUGUGAAAACCACAGUCCUCUUGGCUGACAUUAACGACUUUCAAGCAGUUAAUGAAAUCUACUCAAAAUAUUUUGCUGGAACUGACUUUCCUGCCAGAGCAGCUUAUCAAGUUGGUAAUUUACCAAAGCUUGCACGUGUUGAAAUAGAAGCCAUCGCUGUGUUAGCUAACAGUCAGUUGUAACCUGGUGCUAAUUGCCUAAAACUAAAAUAUUCACAGAGAUUUCAUACAAUAGUUUUGAUAUAAUAAACUUGCAAAGAAAUUCUAUAAAA
Messenger RNA from Octopus sinensis (East Asian common octopus), 649 nucleotides. RefSeq names its product 2-iminobutanoate/2-iminopropanoate deaminase. The record is from RefSeq and is a predicted model, not a curated record. Bases 153 to 560 code for a protein of 135 amino acids. Lineage: Eukaryota; Metazoa; Mollusca; Cephalopoda; Octopoda; Octopodidae. Gene Ontology annotation, molecular function: deaminase activity. Gene Ontology annotation, cellular component: cytosol. The transcript is spliced from 6 exons.